Messenger RNA from Trichobilharzia regenti, 639 nucleotides. NCBI's taxonomy places the organism in Eukaryota, Metazoa, Platyhelminthes, Trematoda, Strigeidida, Schistosomatidae. The record is from the annotation of a GenBank genome assembly.
AAAAUGUGUAUAUAAAGAGAGAGGGAGAGCGUGAUCAGGCUUAGCUCUACUUCUGUUGUCUCUAUUCGUCAAUGAUGUUGCGUCAUGCUAUUUUCGUUUGGAUUACACUUUUAAGCCUUUAUCAGUUUGCAAGUACCUUUCCAGGUCGUAGACCAUAUCGGCCAGAAUCGUCCGGAGAAUAUACAAAGGAAGAGCUAUUAUGGAUUCGUUAUUUUUUAACUUUGAUGAGACCGUUUCUUCCAGCGGCGGCGAAUACCAGCAGUGAUUAUUUCGCGGAUGAGAAUAUGAUGAAUUUGGUAAAAGAUCCAGAAUUGGAAGGUUGUAUUAGAAAACUAUUUUUGGUUGAUCAUAACUAUGAUUAACCGUAGCAAAGAGUUAUUUGAAAUUAACAUCUUAAAAUAAUAUGCUUUUUGGAUGAAUAUAUGUAUUCAGACUUAAUUUUACCCUGCAGUGAAUAUUUUCUUUGAUUUUCUUUCUUUGUUUUCUUUCUUUUUUAACAAAUAUGUAAUGAAUAAAACUGUGAUUAUUUAUAUAUAUAACCAAAGAAAUUCAAUUUAAUUGUAUUUCUGAGAUUUCAGAGUCAGUUUGUUUGCUUUCUAGGGAAAUUUUAAGUGGGAAUUUCUUUUCAGUUAACUCUAG